Molecule: messenger RNA, 3490 nt
Organism: Gorilla gorilla gorilla (western lowland gorilla)
Lineage: Eukaryota; Metazoa; Chordata; Mammalia; Primates; Hominidae
Gene: PIGV
Product: phosphatidylinositol glycan anchor biosynthesis class V
Exons: 4
Coding region: 1451-2932 (493 amino acids)
Biological process (GO): GPI anchor biosynthetic process
Cellular component (GO): mannosyltransferase complex; endoplasmic reticulum membrane
Molecular function (GO): GPI mannosyltransferase activity; alpha-1,6-mannosyltransferase activity
Source: RefSeq, a predicted model, not a curated record
AAGUACAGCUGAAAAUCUGGAUAAAGUUCUACCUCUACAGGGUGACAGCUGAGCUUUUAAAAAACAUUCUGACUUGUCUUGAGAGACCCCUGGCCUUUUUACAAAUAGAUUUUUGAGAGAAUUUGAUGUGGACAGAGGGAACCCUGAGAAUGCAUGUCUUUUUUCCCCUUGUGAAUUUACAGAGCAAGGACAGUUCAUUUCUCAGUUUUGUCUUUGCAGAGAGUGCUGCUUGGAGCCUCAUGGUGGACUUCUAGAGAUUGAAGUCACAGCCGUAGGCCCCAGUCACAAGUGUGCCCCCAGGCUUUGCCACGUUACUCACAAUCCUCUGGAGCUGAGAACAAGUGCGUGGCACUGAAAAACCUGGGGGAAGGGCCAUGAAACUCCAUUUUUUCCCCUUUCUGCAACACACAACGACUAAAUAUGAUUUGCCUUUUCUCCACCUUGCACACAACAAAUAUCUGAAGGCAAUUUAGGUCUCAGGGCCUGAAAUGAGUUAUAAAGAGUCAAGAGAUACAGUCCCAGGCCCCCACAGACUGAUGUGGGCUGGUCUUCGCCUGGAGAGGUAGCAACCAUCUCUUUGUUCCCACCCACAUGAGUAGCCGUUGUUGCAGAAGAUAAACCCCUCCCUGAGCCAGGCUGUGGCCAGAGGCUAACCCGGCCCCUGGCUUCGUUUGGAGGGCAGAUAACUGAAACCACAUAAGGCUUUGGAAUCCUGAGAAACAAGAAAUCCACCAACGGAGAAGGAUUUAUCAUCUGUUUCCUUUAAGGAGGGUGCAAAGUUGUUCUAACAGUUUCCGUUACAAGGGUACAAACUAGCCGCUCCCCCCAAUAGACGGUUUUGUUGAGUGCGCCUCUUUUUUUUUCUUCUUUUUUUGGCCCGACUUCCUAUGAGAGAAACUGCUUGGGUGAGGGAGGUGAAAGGAGCCCUGGAGGGUGUUCUCUGAGGUUUUCUUCACCAUCCUCAUUAGCCACCUGAGGUGGGGCUGAGGACUGAAGUAGGACAGAAGGUCUCUGGUAGCUAGAGGAGGGGAAAAUCAGGGGGAUCCCCCACUUUCUUCACACCCAGGACGCAGGGUGCCGCUGCCGGCCACAGAAACCCCAAGAAUGCUUUUCUUUGGCUAUUCAGAGGACAUCUAUUGUGUGUCAGGCCCUGUGCUGAGCUGUUGUUGCCUGACAGCAGGAAGAGCGCGGCUCUGGUUUCUGUGAAGAGGCUGCGGGUCAGCCCCCGACUACAAGAGCCUCGGCCCACACCGGGAACUCAGUGAACGUCAGCGGGAGCUGGGGCAAGAGCACUGACUCUGAGACAGCAGCCUCGGCUCACUAUUUGAAGGCGGGGUAGCGGGGGGCCUUGAAGGAGAGCGAAGUGCGAGAGAACUCUUCAGGUGUCACCAAGAGGCCUGAGGGAGCUCAAUCCUGGUAGCAACACCCCUGAAUUCCUGGUGGUGAGAGGAUGUGGCCCCAGGACCCAUCCCGGAAGGAGGUGCUGAGGUUUGCAUUCAGCUGCCGUAUCCUGACUCUGAUGCUGCAGGCCCUCUUCAAUGCCAUCGUCCCAGAUCACCAUGCAGAAGCCUUCUCUCCUCCUCGCCUGGCCCCCUCAGGCUUUGUGGACCAACUCGUGGAAGGUCUUCUGGGCGGCCUGUCUCACUGGGAUGCUGAACACUUCUUGUUCAUUGCUGAGCAUGGCUACCUGUAUGAGCACAACUUUGCCUUCUUUCCUGGUUUCCCCUUGGCCCUGCUGGUGGGGACUGAACUGUUGAGACCCUUACGGGGGUUACUGAGUCUACGCAGUUGCCUGCUGAUUUCGGUAGCAUCACUCAAUUUCUUGUUCUUCAUGUUGGCUGCAGUUGCACUUCAUGACCUGGGUUGUCUGGUUUUGCACUGUCCCCGCCAGUCCUUUUAUGCAGCUCUGCUUUUCUGUCUCAGCCCUGCCAAUGUCUUCCUGGCAGCUGGUUACUCAGAAGCUUUGUUUGCCCUCCUGACAUUCAGUGCCAUGGGGCAGCUGGAGAGGGGCCGAGUCUGGACUAGUGUACUCCUCUUUGCCAUUGCCACUGGGGUACGCUCCAACGGGCUGGUCAGUGUUGGCUUCCUCAUGCAUUCUCAAUGCCAAGGCUUUUUCUCUUCUCUAACGAAGCUGAAUCCUCUGAGACAGCUCUUUAAGCUGAUGGCCUCUCUGUUUCUGUCGGUGUUCACACUUGGCCUUCCCUUUGCCCUCUUUCAGUAUUAUGCCUACACCCAAUUCUGUCUGCCAGGCUCAGCCCGCCCCAUUCCUGAGCCUUUGGUACAGUUAGCUGUAGACAAGGGCUACCGGACUGCAGAGGGAAAUGAACCGCCUUGGUGCUUCUGGGAUGUUCCACUAAUAUACAGCUAUAUCCAGGAUGUCUACUGGAAUGUUGGCUUUUUGAAAUACUAUGAGCUCAAGCAGGUGCCCAAUUUUCUACUGGCUGCACCAGUGGCUAUACUGGUUGCCUGGGCAACUUGGACAUACGUGACCACCCACCCUUGGCUCUGCCUUACACUUGGGCUGCAAAGGAGCAAGAACAAUAAGACCCUAGAGAAGCCCGAUCUUGGAUUCCUCAGUCCUCAGGUGUUUGUGUACGUGGUCCACGCUGCAGUGCUGCUGCUGUUUGGAGGUCUGUGCAUGCAUGUUCAGGUUCUCACCAGGUUUUUGGGCUCCUCCACUCCUAUUAUGUACUGGUUUCCAGCUCACUUGCUUCAGGAUCAAGAGCCGCUGUUGAGAUCCUUAAAGACUGUGCCUUGGAAGCCUCUUGCAGAGGACUCCCCACCAGGACAAAAGGUCCCCAGAAAUCCUAUCAUGGGACUUUUGUAUCACUGGAAAACCUGUUCUCCAGUCACACGAUACAUUCUAGGCUACUUCCUGACUUACUGGCUCCUGGGACUACUCCUACAUUGCAACUUCCUGCCUUGGACAUGACCUGGACUCUCCAGGGACAGGUUGGAAGCCAACUUAACCCAGGGGUCUGAAAGUAAAAAUACACAUUGGAACUGCCUCUGCUGCCCUGGGAUCAUUACUGUGUCCAUUAUAAUCUUUCUCUUUCUCUUUGAAAGCUGGUCAGGAAUGGGAGAAGUGUCAGCCACUAGAGAGCCCCUUCCAAUCCUGGCUAGGGCAAAUUUUAGACAACUAUUUUCUCUGUAAGUGAAGAUUGUCAUAUUCCAAGUCUAAAAUACACCUGGAUCUGUCUAGUCAAUCAACAUAGCAGAGACAGUCUUAAACGUACCAUUGACCUGUGUGUAAAUUUAAAUGUCAAUUUAUUGAAGUGUAAAUUUCAUCAAAGGCAUUAGCUGACAGGCUGGUAACAGUCCACAUAAGAUGGUACAGGCCUGAACAGUAUAGUGGCAGUAAUAAAGUGGGACCAUUUUUUCCAAAUGGGACAUUGUUUCUGAUGUUUUUUUUAUGAUUUGUGCAUGUAUUUUUAUAUGAAAAAAACUUACAAAGAUAUGCAAAUUAAACUUCUUUCAGUUAUACAUGCAA